This is a messenger RNA of Boleophthalmus pectinirostris (great blue-spotted mudskipper), 1779 nucleotides long. RefSeq names its product FERM domain containing 3 (gene frmd3). NCBI's taxonomy places the organism in Eukaryota, Metazoa, Chordata, Actinopteri, Gobiiformes, Gobiidae. Gene Ontology annotation, molecular function: cytoskeletal protein binding. Bases 1 to 1779 code for a protein of 592 amino acids. The record is from RefSeq and is a predicted model, not a curated record. The transcript is spliced from 17 exons. Gene Ontology annotation, cellular component: cytoskeleton.
AUGAAAAUGCUCCGGUUCCGAAGCCCCAGCCUCCGAUCUUUGGACCCGGAGAUCCGCUGCACGAUCCGGCUACUGGACGACUCGGAGAUCUCAUGCACCAUCCAGAGAGACACCAAAGGCCAGAUCCUGUUGGACCAUGUGUGUAACCACUACAACCUCCUGGAGAAGGACUACUUUGGGAUCAGAUAUGUGGACCCAGAGAAGCAAAGACACUGGCUGGAGCCGAACAAGCCUGUGGUGCGACAGAUGAAGUCCCAGCAGCCUUACACCAUGUGCUUCCGGGUCAAGUUUUACCCCCACGAACCAAUGAAAAUCAAAGAGGAACUCACCAGGUAUCUUCUGUACCUCCAGUUGAAGAGGGACAUCUAUCAUGGCCGCCUGCUCUGCCCUUUCGCUGAUGCUGCCUACCUGGGAGCCUGUAUAAUACAAGCGGAGCUGGGCGACUAUGACCCAGAGGAACAUCCUUCAGAUUACAUCAGAGACUUCAGACUUUUCCCCAAACAGUCUCUGAAGCUGGAACAAAAGACACAAGAAUCAUCACAAAAUGUCUGCAGGGGGCAGUGUGCCGCACUCGCAGAACUGAACAUGGUGCAAAGAGCCCAGAGCCUGGAGACGUACGGCGUGGACCCUCACCCCUGCAAGGAUUUUACAGGGUCCACGGCGUUUCUGGGAUUCACGGCCACUGGGUUUGUGGUCUUCCAGGGAAACAAAAGGAUCCACCUGCUCAAAUGGGCCGACGUCAGCAAGCUCAAGUUUGAGGGGAAGACCUUCUACGUCAUCGGGAUCCAGAAAGAGAAGAAACUGGUGCUGACGUUUCACACCUCGACUCCCGCCGCCUGCAAACACCUGUGGAAGUGCGGCGUGGAGAACCAGGCCUUUUACAAAUGUGCGAAGUCCAGUCAGAUCAAGACAGUCUCCAGCAGCAACAUCUUCUUUAAAGGGAGUCGCUUCAGAUACAGUGGACGAGUGGCCAAGGAGGUGAUAGAGGCCAGUUCAAAGAUUCAGAGAGACCCACCCGAGGUCUACAGAGCUCAUUUUGGACAGAGUCGAAGCUUCAACUCUCUGAGCCAUAAAAACCUCAUCAUGAACAUGGAGCCUCUGGUCCCGGCUCUGCCCUCCCCGAGCGAGUACGAGGAGGCCGCUCCAGACACCAGUGAUCUGCCACUCAACAGAGAACCCAAUAUAGGCGCCCCCCUUGUCUCCGGUCAUCCCCCAACCUCCGCCCUGCGCCCUCAGGACCGAGAAGAAGAGGAGGAAGAGGAGGAAGAAGACAACAGCCAACCACUCACCAUCUCUGAGCUGGCCUACAGCCCGUGUGCCAGUCUGCUGCCCACCCCGGUGGAGGACACCCAUGGAGGGGUGGACCUGCUCUUCUCGUCCCCGGUCCAGAGCCCCGCGCGGCUGCUCCGGGAGCUCCACGCCGACCCGGACAUCCAGGCUCAGCUCGAGGCCGAACGCGAGCGGGACCGAGCCUACGAGCGCACGCGAUUGGCCGCCAGCCGGAGCGUGGGCGGCGUCCUGGGCCUGCUCUCGUCCAACGAGCGGGUGCGGUCGUGCGUGUGGAGCGUGGUGCGCCUGGUCGCCGUGGUGAUGGGGGUGUUGUUGGUCACCGUGCCGACGCUGCUGCUGCUGCUGGAGUCCGACCUGGAUGUUUCGUUCCUCCACGAGAUCAGACAGACGCCGGAGUUUGAGCAGUUCCACUACGAGUACUACUGCCCCCUGCGCAGAUGGGUGCUGUGCAGGAUCAGCAACGCCAUGGAGAGCCUCUGGUCCGACUAG